AUGUCACAAAAUACAGUCGGAUGGGUCACAACUAUGCGAGAAAUUUUAAAACACCAUCGUGAUGUCGUAAUUGAUGACAUAACGAGACGAAAGCGAGCAAUGCUGGACACAUUUUUAAAAUCGAAGACAGCACAUUAUUUAUGGAUAGUCCUAGCAAUAACGAUAUUUCAUCUUAAACUUCUUCACGCCAUAACUUACCCACUGCACUACUGUAUCAGUAAGGGAAUCAAAUCAAAGACUUAUUCAAGUGAAGAAGAACCAGUACCACGUACUCUUCUUCAUAAAGUUCGUGGAAGGGUUGCAAUGAUGUUUUUUGCUUUCCUUGCUAUUUGGCACUAUUUCUCCUGGAUCAAUCCUAUGAGCGCUCUGCAGUGGAAUCUCAGCGUUCGAUCUCAAGUGAACUGGAAACCACAAAUGUUGGUAGCCGCAAAAGGUCAUCCAAUAACGCAGAUACCAACAUUAUAA
Thelazia callipaeda (thelaziosis nematode) is the source of this 465-nucleotide messenger RNA. NCBI's taxonomy places the organism in Eukaryota, Metazoa, Nematoda, Chromadorea, Rhabditida, Thelaziidae. The record is from the annotation of a GenBank genome assembly.